AUGCGCAGGAGCCCCGAGCCCAAGCAUGGCAGCUCCUGGCCCUGCCGCAGGCAGAAGCUGAAGCUCUUGUGCAGCGCACCCCAGCCCGCCCGGCCCUCUGCCGCCGUGCUCGCCCACGCCCAUCAGCAGCCGCCGCUGCUGGCAUGCCCUAACCUGGCGCCGCAGCACCUGGCAAGCGCCCGCCUGCAUCCCGCCCACCGGGAGUGGCGGCCCAGCAGCCCCGGGGCGGCACAGAGACCACAACUGAUCAGCCCCCAUUCUGUGGGGAAGGAAGCCAUUUUGAGCCCACUCCUGUCCCGGGAGGAAGCCAGGUCACAGAGUUUCCAUGCAGGAGCCAUCCCAUCAGGAGACACUCCCCGGGAGACGCUCUCCCGGCUGAGCUUGGCAGCUCGGCAGUGGCUGCGUCCCCAGGAGUACAGCAAGGAGCAGAUUGUGGACCUGGUCAUCUUGGAGCAGUUCCUGUUUGUGCUGCCGACAGACAUGGGGGCUUGGGUCAGAGCCAAAGAGCCGGACAGCAGCAAGGAGGCCGCUCAGCUGGCUGAGGCCUACCUGCAGGAGCAAGAAGCUGCCAAGCCAGCUCAGCUGCCAAUUACCUUUGAGGAUGUGACUGUAACUUUCACUGAGAAAGAGUGGGCACUUCUGGAUGCCAAAGAAAAGGCUCUUUACUGGGAAAUCAUGCAGGACAAUUAUGACAAUGUGGCCUCUCUGGCAGAGAAUAGCCCAGCUAAAGCAGAGAAUAGCCUGGUUAGAGAGAAUCCAAAGAAUAACUCCCAGCUUAAAGACCCUGAGCUAGCAGAGAAGCAAAGUAUGCUCUGUGGCUUGUCAGACGGGAGCCCCAGGAAAGCAGAAGCCGGGGGCAGUCGGUGGAUGACACAGGCUCUUGAGAGCUUCCCACUGCAGCAAGACAAGAUGCUUUUUGACUCAGGGAAGCUUUUCAAGGAGCCGCCCCAGGUUGUGGCUGCUCUGAAAGAUGACCUCCAGGAGGCCCACAUCUGCACCGAAUGCGGGAAAAGCUGCCGCUCGUUCACUGCUCUGACGAAGCAUCACAGGGCCCACAAGGUGGAAAAAUGCUACAAGUGCUCUGUCUGUGAAAAGAGGUUCAACCGGAGCUCUAAUCUCAUUGUUCAUCAGAGGAUCCACACUGGACUGAAACCGUUCCAGUGCGCCGAUUGCGAGAAAAGCUUCAAUAACAAGUCGACCCUUAUUAAACACCAGAGAACCCACACUGGGGAGAAACCCUACGUGUGCCUUGACUGCGGCAAAGGCUUCACCCAAAGCUCCAACCUGAUUAAGCAUCAGAGGAUUCACACUGGGGUGAAGCCAUACAAGUGUCCUGAUUGCGACAGAAGCUUCACUCAGAGUUCGCAUUUCAUUGACCAUCAGAGAAUCCACACGGGCGAGAGACCCUACAAAUGCCCUGACUGCGGGAAGGGCUUCAGCCUGUGCUCCAGUCUCAUCAUACAUCACAGAAUCCAUACUGGGGAGAAACCUUUUGAAUGUCCUGUCUGUGAAAAAAGUUUCAGUAGCAGAUCAACUCUUAUUAACCACAGACGGAUCCACACUAGAGACAAACCUUAUGAAUGUGCUGACUGA
Euleptes europaea (tarantolino) is the source of this 1593-nucleotide messenger RNA. Its product is annotated as zinc finger protein with KRAB and SCAN domains 7-like. The transcript has 4 exons. Gene Ontology annotation, molecular function: RNA polymerase II cis-regulatory region sequence-specific DNA binding; DNA-binding transcription factor activity, RNA polymerase II-specific. The record is from RefSeq and is a predicted model, not a curated record. Gene Ontology annotation, cellular component: nucleus. NCBI's taxonomy places the organism in Eukaryota, Metazoa, Chordata, Lepidosauria, Squamata, Sphaerodactylidae. Bases 1 to 1593 code for a protein of 530 amino acids. Gene Ontology annotation, biological process: central nervous system development; regulation of transcription by RNA polymerase II.